AUGAAGUUUGGUAAGAACAUCAGAAGAGAGAUGCAUAACCACUCGGGUAUGCAUUAUAUAAAUUAUAAAGUUUUAAAAAAAUUAAUAAAAUAUAUUAAUAAUAGUAUUACUGAAAAGGAGUUAGAGAAUGGGAUUGAAUUAAAUAAAAGAUUUGAAGAAGUUCUAUUACAUGAUUUAAAUAUAAUAGAAGAGACAUUUGUAAAGUUAUUUAAAGAGAUUAUGAAUAUAAAAAAAGAGAUUGAAAAGAAUUAUAGUACAGUAGAAAUAUUUGAUAAUAAUGACAGUAUGAAGAUUUCUAAAGAAUGUAUAUCCUUUGAUACUUUAUUAAAUAUAUUAAAAGAAAAAAAUGUUUCAAAAGAAUUUUUUAAUUUUUGUGUUCAAUUAAGUAUACUUUCUAAUAAAUGUAAAAUUAUAAGAACAUAUGUUAUAUAUAAUUAUAUAGGAUUAAUAAAAAUAUUAAAAAAAAAAAAUAAACAUUGUGGUAAUAUAUUUAGAAAUAUACAAAUAACUGAUAUCUUGUCACGUUAUACUUGGUGCCUAUCAGAUGAAUUACCAAAAUUAAUUUCAUCAGUUAAUAUUAUCUCGGAUGAAUUUAUGCAAAAAUAUACAAAUACAAAUGUAACUAUUGAAAAAUAUAUAUGCCCCAUUUGUUUAUCUUUAAUACAUGAACCGGUUACUUUAAAUUCAUGCUUUCAUUCCUUCUGUUGGAAAUGCUUAGCUACAGCUAUUCAGAAAUAUUCUAUAGAUAAUUGUCCAUCCUGUAGAACUAAAAUUGUUUAUGAUAAAAAUUCUUUUAAAAUAGAUGGAAUUUUAAACCAAUUCUUGGAAAAGCAUUUUCUAAGUUCACAUGAUAAAGAAAAAAAUCGGCCCUUUAAAGGAGGUCACCAGAAAGGAGAAAAUGGGAUGCAAAAAAUGGACACGGAAGCGUUCAAGAGGGAAAAUAUAAAGAGGUGCAAUGUUGAGGGGGA
Messenger RNA from Plasmodium reichenowi, 968 nucleotides. RefSeq names its product RING zinc finger protein, putative. The record is from RefSeq and is a predicted model, not a curated record. Lineage: Eukaryota; Apicomplexa; Aconoidasida; Haemosporida; Plasmodiidae. The annotation marks the transcript as partial. Gene Ontology annotation, cellular component: nucleus. Gene Ontology annotation, molecular function: ubiquitin-protein transferase activity. The transcript has a single exon. Gene Ontology annotation, biological process: protein ubiquitination; mitotic cell cycle checkpoint signaling; ubiquitin-dependent protein catabolic process.